Triticum urartu is the source of this 2776-nucleotide messenger RNA. RefSeq lists its product as uncharacterized. The record is from RefSeq and is a predicted model, not a curated record. Gene Ontology annotation, molecular function: ATP binding; protein serine/threonine kinase activity. Lineage: Eukaryota; Viridiplantae; Streptophyta; Magnoliopsida; Poales; Poaceae. Gene Ontology annotation, biological process: protein phosphorylation.
CCACGCGGGCCUCGCCUUUCCCGUGCGCGCGCGUGCGACCCUCUUAACAUUCUUCCGCCCGCUUUUCGCCUCGCUUUUCCUCGGCUCCGCGUGAUCCCGAUUCGGCCCGACCGUCGCCUCCGCCAAUCCGCUGCCUCCGGCGGCCGUUUCAUUCGCUUUCGCCGGGUUUAGAUUCGAUCUGGGCGCGCGCGUCUUCCCAUGGCGUCACGGGAGGCGACGACGGCGGAGAAAGAGGCGUGAGACCAACGGCCUUUGAAUCCCGCCACAAAAACAAUACUGCUACUCCAACUCCUACUCCACUCGCCACCGUCUGCUUCGAGGCGACGCAUCUCGUCGCUUUCCCUCCCCUGCCUUUCCCACCCUGCGAGCGAGCGAGCGGCGUGUCUCGGCCCGCCGCCGCGCUCCCCUCAUUCGCCCACGCACGUACGGCCAACUGUUCGGUCCAUGCCUUGGCCUUUCCCGAACCGACCGGUUGGCCCGCCGAUUGAUUGAUUCCGUGGUGCCCAACGCCCCCGAUACGCACCAGGAAUCUGGUUCGGGCCAACGACGACGAGGAGGAGCCGGCGAUUGGCGGUUGAAUCUGGUGGAAUGGCGCGGCGGAGUCGACCGCGAUGGAGCAGCACGCACUCCGGGGUCACAGCGCCGGCGGGGAGGGAUCAAAUGCAGAUCCUCUUCUAGCGUCAGGUUCUCAUCUGAGUCCUCUGAUCCAGUUCUUGCUUGCAACUUCGUGGCCGCCCUACGGUAUUCUCGGAUCUGGUUUGCUUGAGAUUUCGCGGAGGAGAUGGACGAGGACGAGUACUCUUGGGUGCGGCGCACCAAGUUCUCGCACUCCAUCGUCAGGUCUAGCUCCGGCAGGUGCUCCUUCGACGAGCAGUUCAGCCGCCGCGCCGUGUCCAUACAGAAAGAUUUUGAUUCAGAGCUCAAGAGUCUGCAGCCGAGGGUCAAAGGGGCGGUCUCAAACCCGACGAGGCCGGCGAUUCCCAGGGCAAAAUCGGCGGCUGGCCAGGCAGACCGCAAGCCGAAAGAUGUUGUGUUUUCAGAUGUUCAGUUGAAACAGCGUGGUGCUAUUGCUGAUGGCUCACUGAAAGAAACAUCAACGAUGCAAGAUCGGGGCGAGGUUGGACAGAAGGGAAACGGCCUGAGCUUGAAAUCCCUGGAUAUUCCUAAUCGGCGUAUUGUCCGGGGUUUGAAAGAUGGAAGCUCGGGCAACACGCUGGAGUUCUCUUUCCACUCGGAGGAGCAAAGCUUGAGGUUGCAGAGGGUGUGCUCUAGCCCAGGUCCUUACUUUGCCAAGGAUGCAGGGCUAGCCGGCGAUUCCAAUCCACGGAGUGUAUCUUUCAAGGUUGCUGGGGAUGGAUCAAAGCCGAAGAGAAGAGCGAAAUCCCCUAUCCCAGCGCGCGUCAUCUCUGACGUUUUUAGGGAGGCGAAAGCUGCCAGCAAGAGGUUCUCCUCUCCACAGCGGCAAAGGAAAUCUAGCUCUGUUCGGUUGCUGGAUGAUAGUCCCCCUUUUGCCUUCUCUUCGACAAGAGCAGCGACCAAAUUGGUAACCAAAAGGGCCUCUUCCUGGCCAAGGAACUCCGAAGCUAGAGUUGCAAAGGUCGCUGCGCUCGAUGUACUUGAGAAAUGGACGGUCGACCGCUCACAGUUACUCAUUGGCCACAGAUUUGCAUCAGGGGCGUAUAGUCGUCUGUUCCACGGAAUCUAUAAGGAGCAGCCUGUUGCUGUCAAGUUUAUCAGGCUACCUGAUGAUGGUGAAGACCCAGAACUGGCUGCCCGGCUUGAGAAGCAGUUCACCGUCGAAGUUACCAUUUUGGCUCGGCUCCAGCAUCGCAAUGUCAUUGAGCUGGUUGGGGCAUGUAGCUCUGCACCUGUCUUCUGUGUCAUCACUGAGUUCCUGCCUGGGGGCUCUUUGAGAGCUUAUCUGCGCAAGCUGGAGGGCAAGCAACUUCCUUUGGGGAAGAUCAUCUCCGUUGCCCUGGACAUUGCACGUGGUCUGGAAUACGUGCAUUCGCAAGGAGUAAUCCACCGUGAUGUGAAGCCUGAGAACAUUCUGUUUGACGCAGAAUGUUGCGCAAAGGUCGUUGAUUUUGGAGUAGCUUUUGAAGACGUUUACUGCAACACGAUGGAAGAUGACCCAGGCACAUAUAGAUGGAUGGCGCCGGAGAUGUGUAAGCGCAAGCCAUAUGGUCCGAAAGUCGAUGUUUAUAGUUUUGGGCUCGUCUUGUGGGAACUGGUUAGUGGUUCGAUCCCUUAUGAAGAGAUGACUCCGCUCCAAGCAGCUUAUGCAGUUGUUAAUAAGAACUUGCGACCGGUUGUUCCUUCGAGCUGCCCGACGCCAUUGCAACAAUUGAUGGAGCAAUGCUGGUCCGCUCAACCCGAGAAGAGGCCCGAGUUUACUCAGAUAGUUCAGACCCUUGAAAGACUCAAGGCGACUCUCGAUAGAGAUGGAACCAUUGAGAAGACCAGCUGCCAGGAAGCAGCUCAGGAGCAAAACAAGAACAGGCUUGCCAACUGGAUCCUAAAGCUCUCAUAUAGCCCACCGGAUUUCUCAGGGCCCCCGCCGCCGAAGCUGCUGUGAUUGUGUGUCCUCUUCCUCCCAGAACGUGUUAUGUGGAGUAGAUCACAGCUCUGUAAAUCAAUUUUUCGUUGUAUAUAAACACAAACUACACGAGACACACCUUUCUUUUUCUUUACAUUAUAGAUCACAAUAAAUAUUUUCUGGACUCUGUUUUAGAAGAAAAACCAUCUCAGAAGAAUGGACGAAAUCUUGAUUGUA